AUGCCCGGAAGCUGCAGAUCCCCUAGCCCCUCCCUGGCCCCAGUGCUGCUGGCCAUGCUGCUGGGUGGAGCAGCCCAGGCGGAGAUCGUGGGCGGGAGGGAAGCCCAGCCCCACUCGCGCCCCUACAUGGCGUCGCUGCAGCUGGCUUCCGGCAGCCACUUCUGCGGGGGGACCCUGGUGCACCCGAGCUUCGUACUGACCGCCGCUCACUGCCUGAACAACUUGAACCCACAGCGCGGGCGCGUGGUGCUGGGGGCCCACCGCCUGCAGACCCCCGAGCCCACCCAGCAGAGGCUCGCCAUCAGUCUCCUGUUUGAGAACAACUACAACCCGCAGGAGAAGCUGAAUGACGUGCUCCUGCUGCAGCUGGACCAGCCAGCCACCCUCAACACCCAUGUAGCGGUGGCUCAGCUCCCUCAGCAGGCCCAGCCACUGCCCUAUGGCACCCAGUGCCUGGCCAUGGGCUGGGGCCGCCUGGGCACUCUCGAGCCACUGCCCCAGGUCCUACAGGAGCUCAAUGUCACCGUGGUCACCUUCCUGUGCCGGCCACAGAACGUGUGCACCUAUGUGCCCCAACGCAGCGCUGGCAUCUGCUUCGGGGACUCCGGGGGCCCCUUAAUCUGCGAUGGGGUACUCCAUGGCGGCUCCUUCGUGAUCCGGGGAUGUGCCACUGGCCAGUACCCCGAUUUCUUUGCUCAUGUUUCCCUCUAUGUGGACUGGAUCAACUCCGUGCUGAGCAGCGUGGGGGGCAAGGACAGCCCCUGA
Budorcas taxicolor (takin) is the source of this 765-nucleotide messenger RNA. RefSeq names its product proteinase 3 (gene PRTN3). Gene Ontology annotation, biological process: proteolysis. Lineage: Eukaryota; Metazoa; Chordata; Mammalia; Artiodactyla; Bovidae. The record is from RefSeq and is a predicted model, not a curated record. Gene Ontology annotation, molecular function: serine-type endopeptidase activity.